Messenger RNA from Pieris macdunnoughi, 252 nucleotides. The record is from the annotation of a GenBank genome assembly. NCBI's taxonomy places the organism in Eukaryota, Metazoa, Arthropoda, Insecta, Lepidoptera, Pieridae.
AUGCGAAUAUCUACUGAGGUGCGGGGCGGGGCGCGGUCGCUUUGCGUUGCCAUGGUGCGAGAUCAGGCCACGUGCACGCAGCCAAUGGCGACAGCUCGCGCUCCAUCGACUCGCGUCGGCCGCCUGCCUGCCUGCGCCGACACGCUGUGGGCUCGUGACGCCGACGGCCGACCCGAGCAAAGGCGGGACAGGUUACUAGUGAUAAAUUUAACACUAGCAACCUGUCCUAUAACUAUAUCCUUCGCAUCUUGA